CUAUAUGAAUAUGUCAUACAUAACAAUGACUUCGAGGAUUUAUAGACAUAAAGAGGACGUUACACUCAAAUAAAUAGUAAAUUUUACGGUAAAGAUAAAAAUAUUACCUAUCAAAUACAAUAGAAAACUAGAUAAAUAAAAAAAUUACAUUGAAAAUACCUAUUUCCAUUAGAACAAGAUCAAGUCGUCCAAAGAUAAUUCUGCAUAUGGCUCACCACAGGCAACUUUUUCCCCUAAAAAGGCUUCCUAACAGCAAUUGAAGGAACUCACCUAUCAGCCCCUCGGGGCUAAAGCUCAUGGUCGCCUAUCGUCGCAGCCAAAUAGUGAAAGGGUGCGCCCCCGCUGGUAGUAUAAAAGCUACGGGCAAUCUUCGUAAAAUAUCAUUCGAGAUCCACGAUCAAGUCACUCACAGUACAAUGGCAUUCAAGUUCGUAGUAUUGGCUUGCCUGGUAGCUGUUGCCAGCGCCGGUGUGGUUCCAGUAGCGCAAUACGGUUACGCAGCACCCGCAUUGCACGCAGCACCAGUGUCGUACUCCGCCCCCAUUGCUAAAGUCGCUGUCGAAGAAUACGAUGCACACCCUCAAUACAGUUUCGCAUACGACGUACAAGAUGGCGUCACUGGUGACUCGAAGAGUCAACACGAGACCCGCGACGGCGAUGUCGUUCAAGGCUCUUACUCCGUGGUUGACCCCGAUGGCAUCAAGCGCACCGUUGAAUACACCGCCGAUCCCCACAACGGCUUCAACGCUGUCGUGCACAGAGAACCCCUCGGCCACGCCGCUAAAGUAGCAUAUGCUGCACCAGUCGCCAAGAUUGCUGCCCCAGUUACUUAUGCCGCAUCCCCGGUCGUACACUCUGCUCCUAUCGUGCACUCCGCCCCUGUCGCCUACUCAUCCCCUAUCGCUAAAUACCCUGCCCCCUUCACCUAUUCCGCUCCCAUCUACCACCACUAAAACGUGCCAAAAACUAAAAAUCUAAUUAUACAAUUUAAUUGUAUUAUUAGUUUAUUUUAUUAGGCAAAUUAAAUUAUUUUCAAAUA
Molecule: messenger RNA, 1039 nt
Organism: Bombyx mori (domestic silkworm)
Lineage: Eukaryota; Metazoa; Arthropoda; Insecta; Lepidoptera; Bombycidae
Gene: CPR67
Product: cuticular protein RR-2 motif 67
Exons: 3
Coding region: 297-953 (218 amino acids)
Cellular component (GO): extracellular matrix
Source: RefSeq, a predicted model, not a curated record